Molecule: messenger RNA, 786 nt
Organism: Balaenoptera ricei (Rice's whale)
Lineage: Eukaryota; Metazoa; Chordata; Mammalia; Artiodactyla; Balaenopteridae
Gene: NDUFB3
Product: NADH:ubiquinone oxidoreductase subunit B3
Exons: 4
Coding region: 350-649 (99 amino acids)
Biological process (GO): mitochondrial respiratory chain complex I assembly; electron transport chain
Cellular component (GO): mitochondrion
Source: RefSeq, a predicted model, not a curated record
CGCCUCUACCCCGCCCUCUGUCUUCCACAGUUUCUCUUACCUCGGUCAGACUCCGGAUGCACAGAUGUGCGGGGAAAAUGUCCAGUUCCAGCCUCCUUCAUGUCACCUCCACCUGGUCCAGGAAUCUGUGACCCAGGACCAGAAUGUUAAAUUUCUCCUCUGCUUUCCUGCCGUAAGGUACUCGAGGUGACAACUUCCGUUUCCGGUUGCCUCCGGCUGGCGGGUUGAAUCUUGAGUGUCCUGAGAGGUCAGAUUGUUGUCAGAAAAAGUUCAUGUGAUCCAUAUGUAUUAACCACAGUAAUACUGCAUUUUUAAAGAAUCAUCUGAAGAAAGCACGUAACAAAACAACAUGGCCCAUGGACAUGGACAUGAACAUGGUCAUAGUAAAAUGGAACUUCCAGAUUAUAAACAAUGGACUAUAGAAGGGACACCAUUAGAAACUGUCCAGGAGAAGCUGGCUGCACGAGGGCUAAGGGAUCCAUGGGGCCGCAAUGAAGCUUGGAGAUACAUGGGUGGCUUUGCAAAUAAUGUUUCCUUUGUUGGUGCAUUAUUAAAAGGAUUCAAAUGGGGAUUUGCUGCAUUUGUGGUAGCUGUAGGGGCUGAAUAUUAUUACCUGGAGUCCCAGAAAAAAGAUAAGAAGCACCACUGAAGAUAAUACCUGGAAUUAUCUUUUAAUGUCUUCUUAACUCUCUUAUAAAAAGAAGAUUUCUUCACUGUAGCCUACUCAUCUGUGUGUUUGUUCCUUAAAGAAUAUUAGUAAGAUUUAAUAAAGUAAGAGAACAUGUA